Exophiala dermatitidis NIH/UT8656 is the source of this 2510-nucleotide messenger RNA. RefSeq names its product dihydrodipicolinate synthetase. Lineage: Eukaryota; Fungi; Ascomycota; Eurotiomycetes; Chaetothyriales; Herpotrichiellaceae. Gene Ontology annotation, molecular function: 4-hydroxy-tetrahydrodipicolinate synthase activity. The transcript has a single exon. The record is from RefSeq and is a predicted model, not a curated record. The coding region runs from base 500 to 1495 and encodes 331 amino acids.
GCAGACUCGGAGGUGACUCUUCACGUGGGACAGAGGCGCAGGCAAACUGGCCCAGAAUUUUGAACUUCAACUUGAACCAGACCAGGGCAGGCAGAUCUACCUCAUAUUUUGUAUUACUUUGUUUCGGUCAUUGUUUACAUGGCUUUUCCACGCGACUCAGGCUUGCUUCAUUUUAGAGCGUGUCCAAUAAUGGCGACAUCCUACAGCCCCGUACCGGUUCAGCCGUCUCUACCGGCUCUUAUGCCAGUGGUGAGUUUCUGUUUGUUCUCCGCAGCGGCCAGACUUGAACGGCGGAGAAGUGCGAAGGUCUUCGGUCCUUUUGGAGCCGAUGCUACAUUUUGAAGCGCCAUUGAAAUGUAGAAGGGCGUCGUGUUGUCCUCUUUCAAGUUGUUCAGCUCAGGUUGGAGGACUCACAUUCUACGACUUCGAGUUCAUCUCGUCCGUCUCGUCCAUCUCGUCCAUCUUGGUGAAGGUUGAAAAACCAAAGUGACCUCCUACAAUGAGCGACAUGGGCUCCCUACCGACCAACAACGCCCCGCCAGCUGCGCCGCAUUCCUACCCUGUGCCCAAGCCAGGCGUCUACUGUCCGGCCGUCACCUUCUUCGACCCAGAGACCGACACACUGCGUCCCACGGAACAAGGUCAAUACUACUCAUAUCUUGCCAAUUCUGGCUUGACAGGACUAGUGAUUUUGGGGACAAAUGCAGAGACCUUCCUCCUUAGCAGAGAAGAGCGAUCUACUCUGCUGAAACUCGCACGCAAGUCGGUGCCCGCAGACUAUCCGAUCAUUGCUGGCGUGGGUGGACACUCGACUUCUCAGGUGCUCGAGUACAUCAACGACGCGCAUGCCGCGGGCGCCAACUUUGUUCUUGUUCUGCCGUGCGCAUACUUUGGCAAGCAGACCACACCGACGGUAGUCCACAACUUCUACACGGCCGUGGCAAAGAAAUCUCCUCUCCCUAUACUCAUCUAUAACUUCCCCGCCGUCUGUAAUGGCCUGGACCUCGACUCCGAUACAAUCGGGGCAUUGGCGCAGGAAUUCCCGAACAUCGUGGGAGUCAAGUUGACGUGCGGUUCCGUGGGCAAGAUCACACGUCUGUCAGCCACCUUCCCGCCCGAGCGGUUUGCUGUGUUUGGUGGACAAUCCGAUUUCCUGGUUGGUGGAUUGGCCGCAGGAAGCGCGGGCUGCAUCGCCGCAUUUGCGAACAUCUUUCCCAAGACCGUGUCCAAAAUCUUCGCUUUGUGGACCAUGGGCAAACAUGACCAGGCACUGGCCUUGCAGAGGAUGGCUGCUCAUGCCGAGUCGCCUACCAAAGCCGGCAUUGCAACCACCAAAUAUGCUGCCAGUCAGUUCAGUGCCAAAAAGGCAGGAAUCCAAGGUGAUCUGGAGGCUCUUCUUCGGCCACGACAACCUUAUGAAGAGCCAAGCGAAGUGGUCAAGAAGAAGAUCAAGGACGUGAUGGCACCGCUAGCUGAGAUUGAGAACACGCUUUAGAUCCAGGUGACAUGGAGAUUCUUGAAACACGUUUUCAGCUAUGACGAUCUUGCAUACCUACCUUAUUUGUUCUUUGCCAGCAGGUAGAAAGACACUGUCCAGAGAAGACCUGUAUCACCAGAUGGACGCACUCACGGACAGAGGACAUGACAUCACGAAAUUGUCAGAAUAAAAUAAGAUGAGACAGUCUCAUCAUCUUCCCACACAAUUAGCGAUUCUUACCUCCUAUACCUUGAUAUCUUGUCCAUAGAUACUGUCCAUGAAUGUGAAUCAUAGAUCUGGAUCACAUGCAGGUAAUCGUCCGAUCUGAUCUGCCUCAGGCAAGUCACAUUGGCACUGCGCCGGCAGAUAUCUAUAUGUUGUAGCACGGAGAUCGACAACGGACAAUCGAAAGCAGAUUAUCGAAGUUCGCCUCGCAGCCUCGCUUCGCUUGUCCAAAGCCCACAUUUCAAGCCACAAUGAUGCGGCCCAGACAAAAGUGCAGCCGCCCGCUGAAGAAAAACAAGGCAGACGACAUGCUCCACAAGUCAAAUCUGUCAACUGACAGUCAUCGCGUGCCGCAUCUGGCGUACGAGGCGGCAUCGUGCAUGACGGGAAGCAACUUGAAGUGACACAACCUUGGACGGAUGCACCAAACUUUGAAACUCGCCUGUCUGUCUCACCGCAGCGAUCGACCCAACGGCAUCCCGCAGAGUAAGGUGUCCGGAGUACGACUUGCAUCCUUCGUCUGCGAAACGCCUAUUCCUUUUUCCGGAUAGUAACACGAAAUGGUUCAGCAGAAUAUCAAAGAAUAAUAAAAUAGCCGAUACACAGGAGCCAAUGGCUUCAGCUUUUUAGGAUACAAAUGAGCUGGAUCUCAAGGUUCCAGUUGUCAUGGCGCCGUCUUGGUACAUCUGGUCUGUGUAAUAGUGCCAGUCUCCAAGAGUGGCUGAUACUAAUGUGUCAAAACAUCGUCCCGAUCGAUUGAGAGCCUGAUACCUCAGUUUUAAUCAUUGCAAGUACAAAUGCUUUCCCG